Molecule: messenger RNA, 1654 nt
Organism: Brassica rapa (field mustard)
Lineage: Eukaryota; Viridiplantae; Streptophyta; Magnoliopsida; Brassicales; Brassicaceae
Product: probable beta-1,4-xylosyltransferase IRX10
Biological process (GO): plant-type secondary cell wall biogenesis; glucuronoxylan biosynthetic process
Molecular function (GO): glycosyltransferase activity
Source: RefSeq, a predicted model, not a curated record
ACUGUAACUUGAAGCUAUUUCGUUUUCCAUCGUCUUCUCCGUUUCACUUUCAAAUUAGCUUCUUUAAUAAAAAAAAACCCCUAAAACCUAAUCUGGAAGUAAACUCGUCAACCACUCCCCCCCAUGACCUCCCAACGAUACUCUUCCCUUAAAUCCCUUCUCCUCCUCCUCUCUGGAGACCAGCACAACCCACUCAUCUCCUUCCACUAUGACGAAUCGCCUCUCCCUCUCCGCCAUUCUCCUCUUCCUCUUCUUCUCCGCUUCUUCCGCUCAACAUAACGUUCGAACAGAGCGAAUCUCAGGAAGUGCUGGUGAUGUGUUGGAGGACAAUCCAGUGGGGAAGCUUAAGGUCUACGUAUACGAGCUUCCAAGCAAGUACAACAAGAAGCUACUUCAAAAGGACCCUCGUUGUCUCACCCACAUGUUCGCUGCUGAGAUCUUUAUGCACAGGUUCCUCUUGUCUAGUCCUGUCCGAACGCUUAACCCCGAUGAAGCUGAUUGGUUCUACUCUCCUAUCUACCCUACUUGCGACCUCACUCCUACCGGCUUGCCCUUGCCUUUUAAGUCCCCGCGUAUGAUGAGAAGCGCUAUUCAGCUAAUCUCGUCGAACUGGCCGUAUUGGAAUAAGACAGAAGGUGCUGAUCACUUCUUUGUUGUGCCUCAUGACUUCGGAGCUUGCUUCCAUUACCAGGAAGAAAAGGCUAUUGAAAGAGGGAUACUUCCGCUACUCAAGCGUGCUACUUUGGUUCAGACGUUUGGUCAGAGGAACCAUGUGUGUUUGGACCAAGGCUCCAUCACUAUUCCUCCUUUUGCACCACCGCAGAAGAUGCACGCCCAUCUUAUUCCUCCUGACGUUCCACGCUCUAUCUUUGUUUACUUCCGUGGUUUGUUCUACGAUGUUAACAACGACCCUGAAGGGGGCUAUUAUGCAAGAGGCGCAAGAGCAGCGGUGUGGGAGAACUUCAAGAACAACCCUCUAUUCGACAUCUCGACAGACCACCCGACAACAUACUACGAAGACAUGCAGAGAUCCAUCUUCUGUCUAUGUCCUCUAGGAUGGGCUCCAUGGAGUCCGAGGCUGGUUGAAGCGGUUGUGUUUGGGUGCAUUCCAGUCAUCAUAGCGGACGACAUUGUACUGCCUUUCGCGGACGCCAUCCCCUGGGAAGAGAUAGGAGUCUUUGUUGCGGAGAAAGACGUCCCUGAGCUAGACACGAUCCUAACCUCAAUACCAACAGAAGUGAUCCUCAGGAAACAGAGACUCCUAGCGAAUCCUUCGAUGAAACAAGCCAUGCUCUUCCCUCAACCGGCGCAACCAGGGGAUGCAUUCCAUCAGAUACUUAACGGGUUAGCCAGGAAGUUACCACAUGACGGAAGUGUAUACUUGAAAGCGGGUGAGAAGGUACUGAACUGGACCGCUGGUCCUGUUGGUGACCUUAAGCCGUGGUAAAUUCAAAGAGCGUUGUGUCUUGUUGUAAUUUCUUGGGUUUCACCUUUUUGAGAUAAAGAGCAUAUGUUGUUUUUUGUUUCAGCAUUUAAAAACAAACUAGUACUAUUUUUCCGGUGGAUUCUUUUUGUAGAUAACUUCAAUCGAGAAUUCGAGAUACAUAGAUCAAAAGAUGAAUGUACACCUCUGUCUUUGGUCGAUCAUACCACU